Messenger RNA from Rhea pennata, 1775 nucleotides. It is a transcript of the gene OLFM2, whose product is annotated as olfactomedin 2. Lineage: Eukaryota; Metazoa; Chordata; Aves; Rheiformes; Rheidae. The coding region runs from base 1 to 1449 and encodes 482 amino acids. The record is from RefSeq and is a predicted model, not a curated record. The transcript has 6 exons. Gene Ontology annotation, biological process: signal transduction.
AUGACGGUGCCUCUGCUGAAGAUCGGGGCCGUGCUCAGCACCAUGGCCAUGGUCACCAACUGGAUGUCCCAGACGCUGCCCUCGCUCGUGGGGCUCAACGGCACCGCCGUGUCGCGGGCCGGCACCUCCGAGAAGAUUACCCUCUUCCAGAGCCCCGAUGAGGGCUGGCAGGUCUACACCUCGGCGCAGGCCCCCGACGGCAAGUGCCUCUGCACCGCUGUCAUCCCCGUGCAGGGCACCUGCUCCCGGGACCUGCGCAGCCACCAGCUCCGCCAGCUCACGGAGAAGGUGCAGAACAUCUCGCAGUCCAUGGAGGUGCUGGACCUGCGGACCAGCCGGGACCUGCAGUACGUGCGCAACACGGAGGCGCUCAUGAGGGGCCUGGACACCCGGCUGCGGGCGGCCGCCGAUGGCCAGCGGAGCCUCAGCACCAAGAGCUUCCAGGAGCUCAAGGACAAGAUGAGGGAGCUGCUGCCGCUGAUCCCCGUGCUGGAUCAGUACAAAGCGGACACGCGGAUGAUCGUGCACCUGAAGGAGGAGGUGAGGAACCUCUCGGGGAGCCUGCUGGCCAUCCAGGAGGAGAUGGGCGCCUACGACUACGAGGAGCUGCAGCAGCGGGUGCUGCUGCUGGAGGCGCGCCUGCACGCCUGCGUGCAGAAGCUGGGCUGCGGGAAGCUGACGGGCGUCAGCAACCCCAUCACCAUCCGCGCCUCGGGCUCCCGCUUCGGCUCCUGGAUGACCGACACGAUGACACCCAGCGCCGACAGCCGGGUGUGGUACAUGGACGGCUACUACAAGGGGCGCCGCGUGCUGGAGUUUCGGACCCUCAACGACUUCGUCACGGGGCAGAACUUCGUGCAGCACCUCCUGCCGCACCCCUGGGCCGGCACGGGCCACGUGGUCUUCAACGGGUCGCUCUACUACAACAAGUACCAGAGCAACGUGGCGGUGAAGUACCACUUCCGCUCGCGCAGCGUGCUGGUGCAGCGCAGCCUGCCCGGCGCCGGCUACAACAACACCUUCCCCUACUCCUGGGGCGGCUUCUCCGACAUCGACUUCAUGGUAGACGAGAGCGGGCUGUGGGCCGUCUACACCACCAACCAGAACGCCGGCAACAUCGUGGUGAGCCGGGUGGACCCGCAGACGCUGGAGGUGCUGCGCAGCUGGGACACGGGCUACCCCAAGCGCAGCGCCGGCGAGGCCUUCAUCAUCUGCGGCACCCUCUACGUCACCAACUCCCACCUGGCCGGCGCCAAGAUCUACUUCGCCUACUACACGAACACCUCCAGCUACGAGUACACAGACAUCCCCUUCCACAACCAGUACUCCCACAUAUCCAUGCUGGACUACAACCCGCGGGAGAGGGUUCUCUACACCUGGAACAACGGCCACCAGGUCAUCUACAACGUCACGCUCUUCCACGUCAUAAAGACGUCGGGUGAGCUGUGACCCCUCCGGGCCCCGCGCCGGAGACGGGCUGCCUUCCUCCCCCUCCUCCUCCGUCCUUCUCCUCCUCCUCCGUCCUUCUCCUCCUCCUCCUCCGUCCUUCUCCUCCUCCACCUCCUCCAUCCUUCUCCUCUGCCGCCUCCUCCUCCCCGUCCUCCUCCUCCCCCCCAUCCUCCUCCUCCUCCCCAUUCUCCUCCUCCUUUUCCUCCUUCACCUCUAUUUUUUUAUAAUCUUUUCCAUUUGUUUCUUCCCAUGGUCAAUGGCGCAUGGAUCUCGUCUGCCUUCAUUCAAGCUGACCUCAGUCUGUUUUUUUUUUUUUUUUAAUUUAU